Molecule: messenger RNA, 1696 nt
Organism: Gadus morhua (Atlantic cod)
Lineage: Eukaryota; Metazoa; Chordata; Actinopteri; Gadiformes; Gadidae
Gene: lactb2
Product: lactamase, beta 2
Exons: 7
Coding region: 360-1226 (288 amino acids)
Cellular component (GO): mitochondrial matrix
Molecular function (GO): single-stranded RNA binding; RNA endonuclease activity
Source: RefSeq, a predicted model, not a curated record
AAGGAUAUCACCGUUCUGUUGUUCCGACAACUGACAGAUAAAUAUAAAACAUUCAUAAAGGUUUACAAUGAUGCAUAAUCAGACGUGUCCGUGUUUCCAUGAACCCUCCACGGACUAGUAUCACAAAGUAUUAAUUUAGUUUAUCAGAUCAAACCAUAGUUUCCGUGUUUUGUUUUGAUAAACUUGACUCGACCAAUCAGGCGACCAAUGUCGACCAACUUCUCCUAGCUCAUGAAUAUUCAUGUCCUGAGCAUUACGCGGCUGUGUUUGGACUCUGACUUCCGCCGUGUCUCCCGUAUGUCCAGCUGAAGUUCUUUCAACUUUAAGUUCUCCGUCCCUCGUCUCCGCCGAUCCGGACAAUGAGCGCCGUGCUGCCCCGCGUCGAGCAGCUCUCCUCCCGGGUGCUGCGGGUCCUGGGCUGCAACCCGGGGCCCAUGACCCUCCAAGGGACCAACACCUACCUGGUCGGCACCGGGCCGCGGCGAGUUCUGAUUGACACCGGGGAGCGCGGCGUGCCAGAGUACAUCAGCUCUCUGCGGGGAGCGCUGCGGCAGGCCGACGCCACCAUCCAGGAGGUGCUGCUCACCCACUGGCACCACGACCACGUGGGGGGCGUGGCUGACGUCCACCGUGACAUCACAGGUGUCGAUGUGCCUGUGAGCAAACUGCGGCGCACUGAGGGGAGGUUGGAGGAGGAGGAGCGGGGGAAGGGCUACACCUACCUCUCUGACGGAGACGUCAUCCGGACGGAAGGAGCUACUCUCACGGUGCUGUUCACCCCGGGCCACUCCGACGACCACAUGGCUCUGCUGCUGCAGGAGGAGGGGGCCGUGUUCUCGGGGGACUGCAUCCUUGGGGAGGGCACUGCGGUGUUCGAGGACCUCCACGACUACAUGGGGUCCCUGGAGCGCCUGAUGGGGCUCCGGCCCUCCCUCAUCUACCCAGGCCACGGCCCUGUGGUGACGGAGGCGGGCCCUAAGAUCCAGCACUACAUCAGCCACAGGAAGCAGCGCGAGCAGAGCAUCCUGUCCGCCCUCCAGGCUGCCGCCGGGACCAGCUUCACCUCCACGCAGCUGGUCCACAUCAUCUACAAGGACACUCCCCAGCACCUCCACGGUGCGGCUGAGGUGAACCUUGUCCACCACCUGAAGAAGCUGGAGAGAGAGGCCAAGAUACACCUGGUGGAAGACAACUCCCCGACGGUCCGAUGGAAGAGCAACCUGUAACCAGAGAUUGCCCACAUAUGGACAUCCUGUAUAGAGGAAGGCCUAUUUAUGGGAAUCCUGUACACAGGCACCCUAUAAGGACAUCCUGUGUACAUUUGAUUCUUUGUCCAAGCAGCGUCUGAUCCUGGUCAGUGGAUCGGUGACACUGGGAAUGGACAUCUGUACCGUAGCCAAUGGGGUCACUGUGCUUCUUCCUUAAACCACACCCCCCUGCUCUCAUUUGCUCUGAGUAAUGUCAAUCCCAUCAUUUGUAGUGUAAACAAGCUUAGGACAGCAGAGAGUACAACUGUUUCCUUUAAACUAGAAGAAACCUUUUCCUUUAUGAUUCGUAAACGCUCUGUGUGUCUUUGAGCGGCUACUGUUUGUUUAGAAGUCAUUGACGGAGGUGUGGUGUAGCUCGACCUGUUGUCCGCCAGGUGGCGCUGUCUGUCAGGAGGACGGCCUGAAAUAAACACGCAUGCUGUACUGUA